Molecule: messenger RNA, 3553 nt
Organism: Equus caballus (horse)
Lineage: Eukaryota; Metazoa; Chordata; Mammalia; Perissodactyla; Equidae
Gene: L3MBTL3
Product: L3MBTL histone methyl-lysine binding protein 3
Biological process (GO): negative regulation of DNA-templated transcription
Cellular component (GO): nucleus
Molecular function (GO): zinc ion binding; chromatin binding; histone binding
Source: RefSeq, a predicted model, not a curated record
UUAAUUACCUUUAAAGCAAAAAGGCCCCAGGAGCUCCCCCCCCCCACCCCUUUCUGGUCGAAGCACGGCCCACAGCGCGACCGUGAGAGAAAGUUUAAAAGCGGGCGGUUUCCUCCUCGCCUCCCCGCGGAGGGGUGGGGGGAUCUGUUUGUCCGUCUGCGCUCGGAGAGAGGUGGGGGUCACGAGCCGCCCUCCGGGGUCGCGAAGCCCGGGGCUCUUACCCCACCCUUCCACGGGGAGACGAAGUGCUAGACCUUUGGGAGAAGUCUUGAGGGUAGACGGCAAUCCUAAAGACCACCACACAGUUCCUUCUUCACUGCUCCUAGAGGACCGUGCCCACGUUUACAAAAUGAAGUGAAGAGCUCUUUUGGUUCAUUGGGUGGUGCUGUGUCGCCAUGGGAGUUAUAUAACAUCCCUGUUCUACGAGGUUAAAAACUAAAUCAUGACUGACUCUGCCUCUAGCACAAGUGGUCAAGAGUUUGAUGUCUUCAGUGUUAUGGACUGGAAAGAUGGAGUAGGCACCUUACCGGGAAGUGACUUAAAGUUUCGGGUAAAUGAGUUUGGAGCCCUGGAAGUUAUUACAGAUGAGAGCGAAAUGGAAAAUGUUAAAAAAGCAACAGCUACCACAACCUGGAUGGUACCAACCGCUCAAGAAGCCCCGACCUGUCCCCUGAGCUCCAGGCCCGUAUUUCCACCUGCCUACUGGACAUCUCCACCUGGAUGUCCCACAGUCUUUUCAGAGAAGACUGGGAUGCCUUUCAGGUUGAAGGAUCCAGUGAAAGUAGACGGGCUUCAAUUCUGUGAGAACUGUUGUCAGUAUGGCAACGUAGAUGAGUGUCUUUCUGGAGGAAACUAUUGCAGCCAGAAUUGCGCUCGGCAUAUCAAAGACAAAGAUCAGAAGGAGGAAAGAGACAUGGGAGAAGACAAUGAGGAAGAAGAUCCUAAGUGUAGUAGGAAGAAAAAACCAAAAUUAUCUCUGAAAGCCGACUCCAAGGAGGAUGGAGAAGAGCGGGAUGAUGAAUUGGAGAACAAACAAGAUGGAAGAAUCCUGAGGGGCUCACAGAGGGCCCGAAGGAAAAGACGGGCUGAUUCGGCUGUGUUGAAGCAGGGUUUGCCUCCUAAAGGAAAGAAAACUUGGUGCUGGGCAUCCUACCUGGAAGAGGAAAAAGCUGUGGCAGUGCCAGCGAAACUGUUCAAGGAGUAUCAAUCCUUCCCAUAUAACAAAAAUGGGUUUAAAGUUGGCAUGAAAUUAGAAGGCGUGGACCCCGAGCAUCAGUCCGUGUAUUGCGUCCUCACUGUGGCUGAGGUUUGUGGAUACCGGAUAAAACUGCACUUUGAUGGGUAUUCUGAUUGCUAUGACUUCUGGGUAAAUGCAGAUGCUCUGGAUAUUCACCCCGUUGGGUGGUGUGAGAAGACUGGCCAUAAACUCCAUCCUCCGAAAGGUUAUAAAGAAGAAGAAUUUAAUUGGCAGACCUAUCUUAAGACAUGCAAAGCUCAAGCUGCUCCCAAGUCAUUAUUUGAAAAUCAGAAUAUAACAGUGAUCCCAUCAGGCUUUCGAGUUGGAAUGAAGCUUGAAGCCGUAGACAAAAAGAAUCCUGGGUUCAUCUGUGUUGCUACGGUAACAGAUAUGGUGGACAAUCGUUUCCUCGUGCACUUCGACAACUGGGAUGAGAGCUAUGACUAUUGGUGCGAAGCCUCUAGUCCACACAUCCAUCCAGUUGGUUGGUGUAAAGAACAUCGAAGAACCCUUAUCACUCCUCCAGGUUAUCCAAAUGUGAAACAUUUUUCUUGGGAUAAAUACUUGGAAGAAACCAGUUCUUUACCUGCUCCUGCGAGAGCUUUCAAAGUGAAACCUCCACAUGGAUUCCAGAAAAAAAUGAAGCUUGAGGUCAUAGACAAAAGAAAUCCCAUGUUUGUUAGAGUAACGACAGUUGCAGACACGGAUGACCACCGAAUAAAAGUUCACUUUGAUGGCUGGAAUAGUUGCUAUGAUUACUGGAUAGAUGCAGAUUCUCCUGAUAUUCACCCCGUGGGCUGGUGUUCAAAGACCGGGCAUCCUCUUCAGCCUCCUUUGAGCCAAUUAGAAUUAAUGGAAGCUUCGGAACACGGUGGAUGCUCGACCCCAGGAUGUAAAGGGAUUGGCCAUUUUAAGCGAGCGAGACACCUGGGCCCUCACAGUGCUGCCAACUGUCCAUAUUCAGAAAUCAAUUUGAAUAAAGACCGAAUUUUUCCAGACCGCCUAAGUGGUGAGAUGCCCCCGGCGAAUCCAUCGUUUCCGAGAAAUAAAAGGACAGACACAAAUGAAAUCUCUUCAUCUCCUGAAAUCAGAGACCAGCAUGCUGAUGAUGUCAAAGAAGACUUUGAAGAGAGAACAGAAAGUGAAAUGAGGACAUCACAUGAAGCCAGAGGUGCCCGGGAAGAGCCCAGCGUGCAGCAGGCCCAGCGUCGGUCGGCUGUCUUUCUGUCCUUUAAGUCUCCAAUUCCAUGUCUGCCCUUGCGCUGGGAGCAGCAGAGCAAGCUUCUCCCAACGGUUGCCGGCAUUCCUGCCAGUAAAGUUUCCAAAUGGAGCACAGACGAGGUGUCAGAAUUCAUACAGAGCUUACCUGGGUGUGAAGAACAUGGAAAGGUAUUUAAAGAUGAACAAAUCGAUGGAGAAGCAUUUCUGCUUAUGACCCAAACAGACAUUGUUAAAAUAAUGAGCAUUAAGCUGGGCCCUGCUCUCAAAAUUUUCAAUUCCAUCCUGAUGUUCAAAGCAGCAGAGAAGAACUCUCACAAUGAACUUUGAAGAUGGUGAAUUUUGAAUACCAUCAGCUUUCUGCUUUAAAGCUCAUGUUUUAUUCAAAGCACAAGGACAGUUAUAACUCCUAAGUGAGAAGUCUCCAAAACUGAAAAGAGCGAUGCUAUCAGAUUAUUUAUAUUCCCCAAGAGACAAUGUAUAUGAAUUCCUAUGAAAGUGCUCGAGCUUUUAACCAGGUACUGUCGAACAACAGUCAUCUUUUGGUUCUGUUCACUGAGCUAAAUUUAUCUUUGUAAAUCUUUUUGAGGCUGGGGGUGGGGGGCAAGGGGACUUCAUUAAUUAUUUAUGGAUAAAGGGAGGGCAGAGUAAGAACUUUUGGCAUUUUGUAAACAUUGUUGAAUUCUCUUUCAUGUACACUGUUUCUUUUUCACUACUUUCAGGAAUCUUUUUAUAUAAUCAGAUUUCAACUUAAACCAAAUUAGUCAAAACCUGGCUAAGUGUAGCCGGUGGGACUGUUAUGUGUAUUAAUUCUGUGCCAUAUUUUGAAUUGCAACAUUAUGCUAAGUAUAACUUUGCAAGUCAUGAUAUUGCCUAACUGCUUGUCAUAAUUUGUUGGGGCUGAAUAGUUGUAAAAAUUACUUUUCUUUAAAUCAGUGUUUUUACUUUUGCACGUAUUAUGAAAUGUUAAACAGAUUACUUUUCACCAGCAUCUUUACGAUAAUUACCAAAAACAUGUAUAUAAAUGAUGGAAUUGAAAAAUAAAAUAUAUAAACAUAAAUAAAUUAGGUGAUGUAUUUGAAUGGCAUCAGUCUCGUA